Messenger RNA from Syngnathus typhle (broad-nosed pipefish), 3503 nucleotides. It is a transcript of the gene mpz, whose product is annotated as myelin protein zero. Gene Ontology annotation, biological process: myelination. The record is from RefSeq and is a predicted model, not a curated record. The coding region runs from base 154 to 834 and encodes 226 amino acids. Gene Ontology annotation, cellular component: membrane. Lineage: Eukaryota; Metazoa; Chordata; Actinopteri; Syngnathiformes; Syngnathidae. The transcript has 6 exons.
UCCUGUUGCUGGCUAGUGCCUCUCGGCUCCCUCCGUCCUCGCUCGUCGUCUUCUCCUUCACACACUCUCCCGCAGAGUGGGACUCUUACGCCACCGAGACCCGUCCGUCGCUUUUGUGUCCUCCGUGUCGGUGGGAAGUCUACACUUGGCAUCAUGCUGACCCUGGUGGCGCUGGCGUCUCUCCUUGUCCUGGCCGCAGUGCCCGAGCCGUCCCAGGCCAUCGUGAUUUACACGGGCUGGGAGCGUCACGCACUGGUGGGCAGCGAGGUGCGGCUCUCCUGCUCCUUCUUCUCCUGGCGCUGGACCUCCGAGGACGUCACCUUCUCCUGGACCUACAGGCCCGACGGGGCCAGGGACAGCGUCUCGAUCUUCCACUACACGGGCGGGAUGGCCUACGUGGACAACAAGGGUCCCUUCAGGGACCGGCUGGAGUUUGUGGGGGACCCAAGCCGCCGCGACGGCUCCAUCGUGCUCAAGAAUUUGGAGUUCAGCGACAACGGGACCUUCACCUGCGACGCCAAGAACCCGCCCGACAUCGGCGGACGGCCCUCCAGCGUGCGCCUGCUGGUCUUUGAGAAAGUGCCCAUCCAGGCGGGCGUGAUCACGGGUUCCAUCGUGGGCGCCGUCCUGGGCCUGCUGCUCCUGAUUGUGGUCAUCUACUACCUGAUGCGCUUCCUGGUGGCGCGCCGCGUCUUCAGCCUCAACGUCAGCAAACACGGCAAGAAAAAGAAGGAGGGAUCACAGCAGAGACAGGCCCCUGCGCCAGCGGCCGACCCCGCCAAGCAGAAGGCCUCGGAGAAGAAGAAGCAGGAGUCCCGCAAGGAGCGCAAAUAGGAUACGGGGCGGGGCUGGGGCGCACUCUUUGGGCGGCUGCUCCGGCCCGGGCGGGGGGCGGGUGGCGGAAGGGACGCGGCGGCAGUGGAGGACGCCGCCGGCCGGGUGCUGAUGACCAUCGAUCUGGAGCUGACCCGCAAGAACGGCCAGGAAGGCCCGGGCGGCGCCUCCAAAGCGCCCGGCCUCCUUUCACGGCUCGCCCGGCAGCUCGCCCUCCGCUAAAGGGGCGGGGAUGGGGUGGGGGGUGCGUGGGCAACUGUGACUUGUGGUCGUCCCAGCAGCCUUGUUUUGACGCUGCCCCCCAACCCCCCCCCCCAUGAGCAUUAUCCUGCAUUCUGCACCCUCCCUUUUGCAAAUAUUUCAAAAUCAUCCUCUAACCACUGUCUCCUCUCUCUCACUCUCUCUCUCACCCCGCCCUUCUUCUUCUUCUCUUCUUAGAUAAAGGUCUGACUCCUCCGUGACGCCUCCUCCACCUCUCUAGUCUGCCCGACGCACCCCCCCCUCCUCUUUUUCCCUUAGUCGUCAUUACUUCCCAUUAUCUCUUCUCCUUUAAGGCAGUCUAUAAGAGGAAUAGACGCACCUCCAGGCCCCCCUCCUGCGUCCCCCCCCGCCGUCAGCGGUCGUGUCAAAUAAUUUUCUCACCGGAGUCCCUUUAUGCACUCACCGGGCGACGCGUAAAAAAAGUGUUUAAGGCCUAACGACGCUCAUAACCGGCGCCACAGGAUCCCGCCAGACGCCCCUCGGGCCGACCGGAGUCUCCUGAACCAUUUUUUUUUUUUUAUGACUCAAUCUGGCGUCAAGCAUGUGACCCAGCUCAGGGCAGCGUCGACAGUGAUAUCAUUCUUGUCCUUUUUAACAUCAAUUUGUCGUCGUAUAAUUCGGGUGGGUCAUCAUUUGAGGGGAAAUAAUUUCAUUUAUCAAAGAAAAAUCAGACUAGAUUCAUAUUUAUUUCUAGAAGAAAUGUUCAAUAUUUUUGGAUUAAAAGUUUACAGGAAUUAAAUUGUAUUUUUGGUGGGGAAAUUCCUAAUUAUAAUAAGAUAAUUUAGCAAAAACCAAGUGACCUUAUCAAUGAUUAGCCUGAUGACAACUUGGAUUGCGGCGGGGGUGUUUUUGUUGAAAAAACAGAAUCCUCAAAUAGUCCUAAUUUUGCAGAAAGUAUCUGACAACUAUUAUAUUAAACAAGACAUUUUUGUGAGAAAAAUACAGCCAAAUUAAAAGAAAAAUACCGUUGUCUAGGGUUAGGGGGCGCUACGUUGCCCUUCUCUGGCCCUUGAUGGCGCUUAAUGGCGUCUAUUUCUGGCCAUCUGCACUCGUAACAGCUGCGCAUUUCUCGGAGGAGUUAGCGGGUCGGUGUUGGGUGGUGGCGGGCGGGUAUGAUUUAGCGUCGGCCGCUUCGCCUGGCAGGCCGGCGACCGACGAGCGAGGAUGAUGUCAAGAGGCCGGAGGGCGGGCGGCGGACGGGACCUCCUUAAGAUAGAACCAUUUUUCCCUUCGCCAAACAUCUCGCUGCCAUCCCUCCUUUCCUCGUGUCCUCAUUGCGUCUUUGGCUUUUAUCUCCUUCCGCUUGACGUCCGGCGGCCGCGCACAAUCCACUACGCUCAUUAAGCCUGGUCUUAUCGGACUUGCGGCUCCCGUCCUCCUUCGCCUCCCUUCGCUUGCCCUUCAAAGAAGCCCGCCUUCCCUCCCUCCCUUCGCUCCCUCGGGGCGUAGGAAGCCAUGUGGUCCUCGCCUUUCCCGCUCUUUUUUUCCCCCGCACCCUCCCUCGUCUUUUGUCCAAAUGCCAAGACGCGCACCUCUGCCCCCGACUGGCAAAGGCAGGUUGCGUGUGCAAAGCCGCAUUUUCACCAAGAAGUCUUGUUCGGUUUGACUCCGUAUCCUUCGGCAGGCGAAUCCUGGUACGACUCGUGUUUCUGCGUCUAAAAUGAUUCGUAAUAGGACAAUUUUGUGAAGGACAAGCAUAUCUCUUUUUGAAAACGUGAACUUGUUAGAGGCCGCGUUGAGAUUUGAUUGGAUUCCCACGACUCGUGGCACCCGAUUCUACUUUUUAACAGCUCAGUCAAGCUCAGAGCGCCAUUUCCUCGGCAACUUUGGGCAGGCACCGCCUGCCAUGAAUAGCAGAAAAAGGAAAGGGAGAGUCGGCGGCCCCUUCAGGAACAUAUCAAGUGAUGUUUGUGUCGACCGAUCAGUAAAUGUGGUUGUUGGUGAGAAUGUGAAAAGUUGUGUCCUGUUCUGAAGCCCAACGAGGCGACUUGGUGAAACCCAGUUCUCUAAGUAUCAAAGCAACAAUUUUAGCAUGAGAACGCUAUGGGGGCGGAUGCGCAGUCUUGGCCAAGUCUCGGUUGAAGGUGGUCUUCAAAGGUGCUCCCCCGUCCUCCCAAAACCAAACAGCGAGCCAAGCGGCCGAUCGGCAGACGUCAAGCUUGGGGAUGGCUGAGACUUGAAUGUUCCCUUUGAAAAUGAUUGGGAAUGCUUAUAAUCUUAUUAAAAAGGCCUUGUAUGUUUUAUGAGCCGUAUUAGGAGCAAUGUAACAUUACUGCGUUUGAAUUGACUGGAGCUUCAUCUCAAGCUGUUGUUGUUUUUUUACACUUUAUUUAAUUUAACGCUUGUUGUCGCUCUAAUUGAACGUGUAAUAUGUUGUAAAAAGAACGUGAAUAAAACAUUUAAGCCCA